ACAAUUAACACACUAUUUAUUGAAUUAAAACAAGUUAUUUAUUUUUGGUUCUAUUACUAAUAAACCUGUACAUGUGAAUAUUAACAUUUAUUUUUUUAUUUUUGUGUUCUAUAUUACAAUAUCUUAAACAAUUAUUGUGUGACUUGUGUGUCUUUUGUGUAGUAUAAAUAAAUACAAAAGAAAUGGCACCAACACCAAUUUCAAAUACAAUGCUGUCCGAUAUGGAUACGUUGCCCUCGAUUAAAUUGGGGGAUUUUAUAUUAAGAUUCGAAAUUGACCCUCCAACAUCAGAAAUGUUAGAAGUAGCACGAAAAGAAUUACGCGAAACACCAGAAGUAUCUGAAAAGGCUGUGAAAGAACUACGAGAAUUAUUAAAAGAAGAAGAAGAUUUAUACGUUCCACUAGACAAUGAUUAUUGGUGUAUCCGCUUUUUACGUCCUUGCAAAUUUUAUCCUGAAAGUGCUCGUGAUUUAAUUAAACGAUAUUAUUCAUUCAAAGUGAAACAUGCUAAUGUUUAUGAUGGUUUAAUGCCAAGCAAAGAAAAAAAUAUAUUUGAACAUAAUAUACUAACGGUGUUGCCACAACGUGAUCAAUUUGGACGUCGUAUUCUAGUUAUUGAACUUGGAAAGAAAUGGAAACAUAAUAAAUGUUCACUAGAUGAAGUAUUUAAAGGAUGUGUACUGUUUUUGGAAGCCGCUAUGUUAGAACCUGAAUCACAAAUUUGUGGUGCUGUAGUUAUAUUCGAUAUGGAUGGUUUGUCACUUCAACAAACAUGGCAAUUUACACCACCAUUUGCUAAGAGAAUUGUUGACUGGUUACAGGAUAGUGUACCGUUACGUAUCAAAAAUAUUCAUAUUGUAAAUCAACCUUACGUGUUCAACAUGGUAUUCCAAUUAUUCAAACCAUUCUUACGUGAAAAACUAAAGAGUCGUAUUAUAUUCCAUGGAACCGAUCGUAAAUCAUUACACAAAUAUUUAAGUCCAAAAUGUUUACCAGAAGUAUAUGGAGGAAAUUUGGAUAUACCUCGUGUCAAUGGUAGUCAGUGGUAUGAAUUAUUGUUAAUGUGUGAUAAAGAAUAUGAAGCCAUUAAUAAAUAUGGAUACAAGAAGAAAAUUGCCGAUUGAACAAGAAGUAUAAAUGAAAUUCAUCGAUAUUACUAUGAAUAACAAACAUUAUUUAAAAAUUGUAUAUUUUUUAUUGACCUUAAGACAUUUUGUGUAAACGAUCGAUAUAAAAUAUUUUUUUAAUUUAAAUAUAAAUAUCAAAUUUUAGUAGUUAACAAUUUGGAAAAGACAAAAGAAGUAAUCGCUCAAAUCUUUUUACACUUAUUAUAAUAAUACAUAAUCUAUAUUAUAUGUUGUUACUUAAUUCAUUUAUAGAACUAUUUUUUUGAUUGUACAUUUUUUAUUGUUUCUUUUUAUAUACAAAUGAUUUUAUUUUAAGGGAUGAUGAAUUUUAAAAAGAAAUUUUAUUUUUAUUUGUGUAGAAGAUUAUUAAAUAUAUUAUUUGUUAAAUAAUUUUUAAGUACAAAACUUCAUUAUUUAAAAAUGUGUUACAUAAUAUGCAACUCCUUUUUUGUUUUCGUUACACAACAAGCUUCAAAUGAAAGAUGACACACAAUGUUCACGUGCUGUUAAGAUUGCAAUUUCUUUUAAAAAUAAUAAGAGGGUAAUCAAUAAUUUCGAUAUUCUGUUUGCAACGAUUAUCAUAAAGGUUUCGAAAAAAGCCAUUAUAACCACAGCCUUCAGCUCUUCAUAUCUUUUACAACCAAGAUACUUAUUCAAGUAAGAGAAAUAAAUAUUUAGGGAAUAAUAUGGUGAAAAUGGUUCCAGAAAAAGAAAUUUUAACUUAUUCAUUUUGACCAUUGCCACUAAAAUUUUGCAAUAAGUUCAGAAUUGUAAACUUAUUUGUCUAAUGUUUCCUUGAUGAAGAUAAUCCAUAAGUACUAUCCCAUGUAUUCCAAAAUUUGACGUCAUAAGUAAUAUUACCAGAAAAAUGGAACUGUUGUCAUCUUUGUUGGAGACGAUCUUUAGUUUCGCUGUUUCUUUAUCUCAGAUAUAAAAUGGUGUGCUCCAAAGAGAGUGGAUAGAGUAAAUCGUAGUAUACAAGUUUCAGCGCCUUUACCGAGUAAGGCUUUCAAAUAUAAUAGUUAAUAGUCCCCUCUGCAAAGGCCAACAAACUUAAUAAUUGAUUGCCACAAACUCCAGAAUUUUGACGUCUAUGUUUUCGUUUACAAGUCAAAUCGACGAUAUUAUUCAUAAAACCACUUAGUUGUUAUCGCCCCAUGUGAUUUUUAAUUACUCCAAAUUGAACUCCAUAGCGUACAGAUGGAACUAUUAAAUUUUCGAUAAUAUGUGGCUAUAAUUUGUAUUAUUUACAAAUAUAUCUACGAAUUGAAGGAAGGCCACAGACUUCAGAAUUCUGACGUCUAUGUUUUCGUUUACAAGUCAAAUCGGCGAUAUUAUUCAUAAAACCACUUAGUUGUUAUCGCCCUAUGUGAUUUUUAAUUACUCCAAAUUGAACUCCAUUGCGUACAGAUGGAACUAUUAAAUUUUCGAUAAUAUGUGGCUCUAAUUUGUAUUCUUUACCAAUAUAUCUACGAAUUGAAUGAAGGCUUAAGCCACUCACAAUUAUAUUUCUGCUUUUUCUCUCCCUUAUAUUCUUUCGUGUGCUCAUGUUUCCCCGGAUUCAAAAACUGCGUCUUAUUGAUGUAAAAUAUUACCAAAUACUCGAACUUUUUUAUUCAAUUGUGAGAAAGUUUUUAGUCCAUAUGCUCAACAGUCACUUUUUUACAUCAAUACCAAUUUUUUGCAUAUUUACUCACUAACCGAUCAGUUUUGAUGGCUGAGAAUUUAAAUCUAUCAUACAAUUAUAUUUUUCAGAAAUUUAUACCUAGAUCUAUUACAAGAAAUUUAAAUGAGAGUAGGGCCGAAACUGCAACACAAAUUGUUGAUGCCCCGGACUCCUCAAACUGAGCAGUCUGGCAAGAGUUAAAAUAAGGAAAUUAUCUAAAUCUAAUCUAAAAAAUUUUCUAAAGACUCAAAAAAACUACCGAUCUGGUAGGUACCAUUCGCGCACAAACGUAGGAACUUUCCAGUUACAAGUUCCUGAAUUUGUAACAAAAUAUCGCAAUCGCAUUUGUAAAAGAUUGCCAAAUUAUUAUUAAUAUAAGUUGGUAUGAGAUGUGAAUAUAAAUUGAAAAAUUCUAUAAUUUGUAUCCUAAUAACCGGAAGUUGCAACCCGCCAAGUGGCCCGCCAAUUUAGACUACUAGAUGACAAUACUUGUACUUACCAUUUUUAAAGGCCAAUCAAAAUAUUUGCUUUUUCAGUAGUUUCAAUUUAGACAACCAGGUUACUUACCAUUUAUAAAUACUAAAUUAUUAUCACAAGUUAUUUUAUUUAACCCCGGGCCUCUUCAUUUCAAAUCCGCGGACGUUUCUCUUUAAAAUAACACCUCUUUAAUUUACAAAACAGGCGCAGCGUGGAAUUUUUUACUCACGAUUUUAAUAAUAUGCGUACUUAAUGAGGGUUGGAGGGGUUAACUAAGUAAAUUUAACCACAUUCAUAUAUAAAUUUUGUUGUUGUUGUGUGAUAUAACGUUUAUGUCAUAGUUGAAAUAUUCGAUUGUACUGAAAAUGAAAAUAAUCGAAAACAUCUUCAAUUUUCGAUUAAUAAUGGUUUUAUUUAUUUAUUUUUGAUAGCAAAAGUAAAAAAGGAACGUUGUACGGGAUAUUGCACUCUGUUUAUUGUCAUUUAUUAUGUAACGUAUUUUUGUUUGGAAUUUAUUUGUAUUAUAUUCUUUUUAUAGUGAAUUUUAUUGUCUCAAAACAUUCCGAUGUUAAACAAAAAUUUUUAAAAAUAAAGGUUUUAAUAGUAGUAA
Chrysoperla carnea is the source of this 3880-nucleotide messenger RNA. RefSeq names its product alpha-tocopherol transfer protein-like. The coding region runs from base 183 to 1124 and encodes 313 amino acids. Gene Ontology annotation, cellular component: membrane. The transcript has 7 exons. NCBI's taxonomy places the organism in Eukaryota, Metazoa, Arthropoda, Insecta, Neuroptera, Chrysopidae. The record is from RefSeq and is a predicted model, not a curated record. Gene Ontology annotation, molecular function: phosphatidylinositol bisphosphate binding.